Fusarium pseudograminearum CS3096 is the source of this 1299-nucleotide messenger RNA. RefSeq lists its product as uncharacterized. Lineage: Eukaryota; Fungi; Ascomycota; Sordariomycetes; Hypocreales; Nectriaceae. Bases 1 to 1299 code for a protein of 432 amino acids. The record is from RefSeq and is a predicted model, not a curated record. Gene Ontology annotation, molecular function: flavin adenine dinucleotide binding; saccharopine oxidase activity; sarcosine oxidase activity. The transcript has 3 exons.
AUGGCUAUUCCUUCUGUCCUCAUCAUAGGGGCCGGCAACUUUGGUGCUUCGACGGCGCUCUCGCUUCUUAGAAAGGGCAACGUCAAGGUUAUCAUUGUCGACCCGGCCGCUUACCCCAACCCCAGAGCCGCAUCACACGACAUCAACAAGAUUAUUCGUGAUGACUACCCAGACAAGCUCUACAUGCGCCUGCUGAAAAGGGCCAUGCCCCUCUGGAGGGAUGAUGAGCUCUACAAGAGUUUCUACCACGAGGUGGGCAUGCUCCGCGCCGAUGCUUCUUCGUUCGGCGAGGAGAGCAUUGCCUCAUACCGCGAGAUGGGAAUUCCCAACAAGUCAGAGCUACUACCCGUCGCGGAAGUACGCCGCCGCUGGAACGGUGCGUUUGAGACGGCCGACUUCAAGGGGGUGGAUAAGGUUCUCUGGAACCCCAACGUGGGGUUCGGGGAGGCGGACAAGGCGCUCGGCGCAGUGGUGCAGGCUGCGGUGGACCUCGGAGCCGAGUUCAUCAUGGGUGAGGUGACGACACUGGACUUUGGAUCUGAAGAUCAAUGCGUCGGCGUCACGCUCAAGGACGGCACGAAAUUACGUGCUGACAAGACCCUUUUGGCAGCAGGGGCUCGAACAGCUUCUCUACUUGCACAGAGCGCGCCCGAAAAGCCACUGCUCCAUGCUGGCGAACGAUUGUUGGCUACAGGUGCUGUGAGCUUCUUCGCGAAGCUGCACGGCGCGCAAAAGGACAAGUUCUCGACAAUCCCCGUGCUCAAGAACUGCUUGCCCCAGGUUAAAGGAGAGGGCAUGUCGAUACUGCCUGACGGAACUAUCAAGUUCAACUGCGACCUAUGCUUCACCAACUACCAAGUAUUUCCCCCGACCGGUGAGGCCAUGUCAGUUGUGCCUGACCAGUCCGCGUACAACACGUGGACAGGGCCUCGGUUCCUCAAGUUCUUUGAGGAUCGGGCGCGAAGGACGUUUAAUGGUCUAUAUGGCAAGGAAGUUGAGAAUAUCAAGAUUGAGGCCUACCGAAUGUGUUGGGACGCAUCAACACCAACGCAUGACUUCCUCAUAACUCCCCACCCGCAAUCCGACAAUCUCUAUAUCGCAACUGGAGGUUCAUUCCACGGCUGGAAGUUCCUGCCCGUCAUUGGUGACUACGUGAUGGCCAUGAUGCAGGGCACCCUUGACUGCGACCUAGCCGACCGAUGGGCCUGGAACAAGAAGGGCGGAGAUGGUCACUCAGCGAACCCUACAUACCAAAUUGUCGGGGACCUCCAGGACUGGACUGGCGGUUGGGCCAACUAG